UUUAAAAUUUUAAAACUCAAAAAAUAUUCUGUUAUUGGUCCCCUCCAUUUCUUUUUAAAAAAUAUAGAUAAGCUGAACUGGCAGACUCAAGGAUCCCCCCUUCAACCUUCUAUUCCCUUUCCUUCCAUAAUACUACAAAUUUACAGAUUUUAAGGUGCAAUUCAAAUCAUAAUAAAUACAUUUACAUGGUGUUUGUCAGAAUUCCUUGGAUCUCCUUUCCUUCUUUCUUGUAAUCAAAUUAAUAUCACUCCCUUUUUUUGCUCAUCAAAACUCUAACUCCUCCACCUAAAAUAACUCCUAAAUUUCAUAAAUAAAUUCCUGAAAUACAUCUUUUUUACUCUCAUUUCAUUAGUUUGUACAAAGAUGAGAGACAUGGUAACAUGUUUUAGCGAACACGCGGUUCGGAUAUCCGAAACGACGUGUUCUAGUUACAUAAACCAAGAUCACCAACCGUGCCUCCUAUCGAAUCUGAAUCUCACCCCUUCUGUUCCAAAUGCUGUGAUUUUUCUCUAUAAAGCCGUCCUUCUUUCUGAACAAACGCAGUUCAUGAUUACUGUAACAUGGUGUAGGAACCCGCUCGGCCAGGGUGGUCUUAGCAUUAACUUUGGUGAUGACCCUUCUUCAGCCUCUUUUAAGCUCAACACAUUUUCUCGCCUUUUUCGUAAGAAGAAAGGCCAGAAAUCGUUCGAGGUAGACUCUUUAAAGGUCGAUGUAUACUGGGAUCUCUCGUCUGCAACAUACCAUUCCGGCCCUGAACCUGUAGACGGCUACUACGUAGCCGUAGUAGUUAACUCCGAACUCACCUUAGCUCUUGGUGACCUCGCUCAUGAAGCCGUCACCAAGAGACUAAAAACUGACAGUUCGUUGCUGUCAAAAUCAGUACAGCUCGUUUCUCGCAGGGAGCAUUACUCAGGAAACGCUCUCUACACUACUAAAGCACAGUUUUGUGAUUCUGGUAUAAGUCAUGAUAUUAUGAUCCGAUGCAGCGAAGAUCAUGAGAGGCUUAAGCAGCCUGUUCUGUAUGUAAGCAUUGACAAGCGGACAGUGAUCAAAGUUAGGAGGUUGCAGUGGAACUUCAGAGGCAAUCAGACCGUGUUCGUCGACGGGUUGCUGGUUGAUCUGAUGUGGGAUGUUCAUGACUGGUUUUUCAAUCCGGUUUCAGGGUCUGCAGUAUUUAUGUUCAAGACUAGAAGUGGAGGUGAAAGUAGGCUUUGGUUGGAAGAAAAAUUGGUACAAAAAGAUCAAGAAAGAGUUGAAUUUUCUUUGCUGAUUUAUGCUAGUAAGAGUUCUUAGAAAAUAAAUCUUAGUUUAAUUUGUUCUUCUUUUUAAUCAUCUAAAUUCAACUUUAGUUUUUGUUUCGGUUGAAUGUAAUUGCUGCUGAUAAAGAGGAAGUAAAUACAUAAAAAAAAUGAUUAUUUAGAAUGCCUCCGGUUUAAUUUUUGUGUUGUAUAGGGAGGCCGGAGGCACAACCAACUGUGAUGUAAACGGGUUUCGUUCCCAAUCGUCUUAGUCAUGAAAUGCAUUGAUUUGAGUCUUGUAUGAAUGUAUCUUGAAAAUUGAUCCAAUCUUUAUGUGAGCAAAAGAAUAACAUUAUAAUCAGGUUAAAGUAA
Molecule: messenger RNA, 1610 nt
Organism: Chenopodium quinoa (quinoa)
Lineage: Eukaryota; Viridiplantae; Streptophyta; Magnoliopsida; Caryophyllales; Amaranthaceae
Exons: 1
Coding region: 364-1293 (309 amino acids)
Source: RefSeq, a predicted model, not a curated record